AUGCAUGCUGCCGAUGACGGGACCAUGGUUGAUUAUACAGCCUUAGAUGAGGAGUUGUUUGGAGAUUUUUCCGAUCAUGAAGAUAAUAACCCAAGCACAUCGCAUGAUAAUCUUCGCAAUAAAAGCCAAGGGCCUACUUUCAACCAUGACCCCGAUCGGCUUUCGGAUUAUCCACACGAGGCGGCCACGUCAGGAACAGCCACGUCUCAAUCUGAGUGCUACUCACCUCCACAACCGUUCCCUAUGACGUCGGGCUCUUCCCCAACCAAGAGCCAGCAGUAUCUUGUACCUUCAGAACCUAUGGACACUGAUAUUAUUGCGCCUCUGAACCCAAACACACACCCAAGUGCUACUACGUCUACAUUCGUCAAUAGUAAUGAUUCCGGUCAAUUACUCGCGGAGAAUAUAUGUUGGAUGAAGGCCCGCAUAACCGACGUUCACCAACUACUUCUGCACUACAUCAAUCUUCGAAAUUCUCACAAUGAUAUGGCCACAAAUAUGCAAAAGGAGAUGAUACUUCGGUCUGAGACAAAAGAGGCUCUCGAAAGAAUCCGUGAGCAGCAAGAUCAGACAAGCGAGGAUAUUCCCAGGCUUCAGUUUCAAAUCGCUCAGUUGAAACUUGAUGUUCAGAAUGAACGUGCUGCCCGAACCGCAGCGGAAACAGGCAUGGCGGUUAUCAACCAAAAGCUUUGUAGCUAUGAUGAGCUGUUUUCCUCGAUGCAGGCUCGAUUGUCCGACUAUGAAGUGAUGGAGAACAUUUGGCAGAAGGAGAAGGAGAUAUUGAGAGCCCGAAUCGAGGAACUUACGACUAAAACAAGGGGUAACCUCACCCGUGGACAUUCCCCAAGGCUGGGCUCUCCUACCUGUAUGAAGGGAACCGAUCAUUUGGAGGAAAUAUCUAGCUAG
This is a messenger RNA of Morchella sextelata, 906 nucleotides long. RefSeq lists its product as uncharacterized. The coding region runs from base 1 to 906 and encodes 301 amino acids. The transcript has a single exon. The record is from RefSeq and is a predicted model, not a curated record. NCBI's taxonomy places the organism in Eukaryota, Fungi, Ascomycota, Pezizomycetes, Pezizales, Morchellaceae.